AUAUCCGUUUUGUGUUGACAAUAUGAAAUAUGUGUUGACAGUGAAUGGAAAGUAAGGAAGAGGGACGUAAUUACACAACUGUAAACAGUUGGGUUUAAAAAGUUGAACACUGAUACAAAUACUGGUCCUUUGGAAUGAUGGGACAUGGCGUUUUCUUCCCAAACAACCGAGCUAGCGAACAAACGUCAAGAUGCUCUUGGGAACGCGUGUUUUGACAUUCUGGUUGCAACACACAAGGAGCAGUGGUGUGAAGCAGAUCACAGCUUGUAGAUAAUCUGCAAGUGCUUGAUGAUAACAGUUAUCUCCCCUUGUUCCAACAUGGCAGCCAGCCCUGGUGAUUUGACUUCUCUUCCUGAGAGAAGAAUACACUGCUCUACUGGAAAGAUCCUGGUUGGGAACAGGGAAUUCAUGUCAGCGUCAGAGGCUCUUCUUGCUUAUCUACAACAGUUUGAUGGCAAGUUACGGACCAAACAGCAGCAAGAUGCCUAUGAACUUCUGCUUGUGCGAUCUAAGAUGGCUUCCCACAGAUCAAGAGCAGUAGACAAUGACCUGAAGGACUCCUUGCAAGAGCUGCGACAUAGAAAAUUGAAAAAACUACUAGAAAAGAAAAAAAUGGAGCAGACAGGUCUAAAGCGGGAAGUUGAGGAUGCCCUGUCUAGAUCUGCUGACCUGCUGGAUAGGAUCAACGAUGACAGCUCAACUGUAACACAUUGUGUGAGCGAUAUCGGAAGUAUGACAACAGACGUCCUCCUUAGCAUCAAGCCCACAGACACCAAUAGGAACAUGGUUGUUGAUGAAGAUGGAAAACGGAAACAUGUUUACUCAUAUCACACCCCUCGCAGUCGAACACGGACAGUUAGUAGUAUACCUGUCCAGACUAACAAACCAGCCUUGUCAUCCCGGAGGUCAUCUGUUGAUAGUGCCAUUCCUACCUCCAUCCUCAAACACAUGAGUAAACGAUCUUCCAGUUCCAAUUCUGGGUUAGCAUCUAGACAUGCAGAACCUACAGAAAUUCUCAAACGUUUGAGGAGUCGUUCAGCUUCUCCAUUACCCGUGCAUUUAAGACAUGGCAAUCCUCGAUCUAGUCAUCUUGCUCCAGACUGGGUGGGUGAACUUGACGCCUCCUCUGGUAAGUCAAUACCCAGCUGGGUGAAUACUCUGGAUGCUUCUCUUGAAGACUUGAGGAGACAGACGUCUGGUGGUCGACCAGCUCCAAGUUGGGUUCAUGAUGCAGAGAAAUCAGAUAUCACUGUUGAUUCACUGCUUUUGAAUGGGAGAAGAGAUAUUGUCCUCAACAAAUCAGGUCAUGAUAAAUCAAAUUUAACUGACUCUCGGCCGGGCCUGAAUUUCUCAGAUCUGGCAACCAGUGGAAUUUCAAAGUAUUCUGACAAGCACAGCUUCUUAACUGGUGGAGGGAAAGAGCUAGCUCCAAGAGCAAGAUCUUUGGAUGAAAGUGAUAACUCGUUGCAGAAUUCGAAUCCUGGCUUUAAAGUUUACUCCGCCGCCACCAGUUCUAAGGACAGGACUUUAGGAAAGGAGAUCCUUGCUGAGAGUGACCAGCUGAAGACCUCACUGGACAGGUACUUGGAGAGGCUGGAGGUAGAAACUCGGAGUUCUCCUCAUAGGGCAGGCAAGUCCAAGAUGGCUGCUGGUCCAAGAUGCUCCAGCAUGGAGAGUGGGUCCCAUGUAAUGGAUGGGAAGCAUCAACCUCAUUCUGAUAUUACCGGUGCUAGUCCUAUACUCAAAGACAGUAACCUCAACAUGUCUAGUCUCAGUGAGGAGCCAACAUUCACCCCAGCCCGUGUGAGGUUCAGCCCCACUAAACCAGACAUUGGUGCAGACCUGCAUCAGAGCCCCAGCACGGAUGUUGUGUUGGAUGGCGACCGGUCCUGGGAACACCCUGUUGGAGCAUAUAAAUCCCCAGUAUAUGUUGAUGACAGAAAACAGAUUGGCAGUGCACUGCGUAGCGUGAAGAAGACUCCCUCUCCUACCCUGACUGGCAGUGAACAGCCCGGCAGUAUCGAGGCCCUCAAGAACAUGCUGUUCAAACUCCAGGCAGAGGAGUCCACUUCUGCAACAGGGAGCAAGACUAUGAGCAACCCUCUGGACCUGCCGGCUCUACAGGACUACAACUUCCAGGGAGAGCCCGGGGGACAGUCACUGGAGAAGGCUCUGGUACACCUGUCUCGCCUAAAGAACUUGGUGCAGACCUCACAAGCCCCAUCCGACUCAGCCAGCACCGUGACAGUAGCAACGUCAUUGAUGACAGCAUCAGGGCUUUCUUCCUGAAACUACAGACAACCUCAUUGCAUACUGUGAAGGAUCAAAACCUCCUCCUCUGUUUUGUUUGAAAAAGACCGAAGAUAUACUAGUACUUUAGAUAUAAUUAUCAUAUUAGGUAAUUACUGUUGAAAUCAGCUGGGAUGGGGCUUGCAACGUGCGCUGCCUGCA
This is a messenger RNA of Haliotis rubra (blacklip abalone), 2451 nucleotides long. RefSeq lists its product as uncharacterized. The record is from RefSeq and is a predicted model, not a curated record. The transcript has 8 exons. Bases 289 to 2289 code for a protein of 666 amino acids. Lineage: Eukaryota; Metazoa; Mollusca; Gastropoda; Lepetellida; Haliotidae.